AUGGCGCCACAGGCUUUGCCACAGGCCAGGGAGGGCACCUCGUGGCAGCAAGCUUUGCUUGGGUGCAGAAACCAGGCGGUGUUUCGCAAAGCCAUCAGCAGCUGUGGAGGCAGGUGGCAAGCCGCUGUCCAAGUCUUGGCGGAUGUCAUGGAACUUCGCACGACGCCCACCGUCUAUUGCUUCAGUGCCUCCAUCACAGCUUUGCAUAGAGGCUGGCGGUGGCAGGCGGCAAUCGCGACGCUCUCCGAAAUGCGAGCUUACAACGUGUCCUGGAACCAGGUCACCCUUAGCGCUGGCCUCAGCGCCUGCAAGACAGAAAACUGGCAGCUGGCGUUGAGUCUCUUUUCGCAAAUGGUCUCUGGCCGGAUCUCGCCAAAUGCUAUCAGCUUCAGUGCUGCCAUCAGUGCCUGUGAAAGUUCAGGCAAUUGGCAGAUGGUGUUGGGGUUGUUGUCCCAGAUGUCCAUCGAUCAAGUACCGACGGAUGUGGUCAGCUGCGGCGCUGCAAUCAGUGCUUGCGGAAAAGGCAGCGACUGGAAGACGGCCUUACUGUUGUUGUCCCAAGUGCUUGUACAAAGGCUUCAGACGGACUUGAUCAGCUUUAACGCUGCCAUCAGUGCCUGCGAAAAAAGUGGCAAAUGGCAAACAGCAUUGCUGUUGCUCUGGCAGAUGCCGGUCAUCAGACUUUCUGCAGACGUGAUCAGCUGCAAUGCGACCAUCAGCACGUGCGAAAAGAGAGGCGAAUGGCAGUUGGCUUUGUACCUGCUGUGGUCAAUGCCAGAAGCCAGGCUGGUGGCAAAUACGAUCAGCUAUAGUGCUGCUAUCAGUGCUUGCGAGAAGGGUGGCAGCUGGCAGGUAGCAGUUCGUUUGUUGUCCUGUAUGCUCGGGGCUCGAAUUCCGACGAGUGUGAUUGGCUUCAAUGCGGCCAUCAGUGCUUGCGAAAAACGCGGCAUUUGGCAGAUGGCUCUGCAUUUGUUGUCGCAAAUGCCUGCGGAGGAAGUCUCAGCGGAUGUGAUCAGCUGCAAUGCCGUGAUCAGUGCUUGUGAGAAGGGUGGCGGUUGGCACCAGGCUUUGCUCUGCCUGUCGCAAAUGCCUGUCGUCAGAAUUUCUCCUAACGUAAUCAGCUCCAACGCUGCCAUCAGCGCUUGUGAGAAAAAUCAAGAAUGGCCAGUCGCGGUGCUCUUGCUGUCCCGCAUGCUUCUGGCUCGAUUGCCGGCAGAUGUGAUCAGCUUCAAUGCUGCCAUCGGAGCCUGCCAGAAGCGUGGGAAGUGGGAGAUGGCUGUGCUCUUGUUGUCACGCAUGUGCGGCGCGCGGGUCGUGCCCGACAUGACCAGCUUUGCUGCGGCCAUCUGCGCAUGUGAGGAGAGUGGAAAUUGGCAAGCUGCUUCCGUCUUGAUUCUCACAGUGGCAGCAGGCCGUGAUCAGAGUUCUGCUCUACACAGUGUGUGGCGCAACUCUGUUUACAUUGAAAAGGAGAGGGCGGUGUUCCGGAGUCCGCCAGACCCCUCCGAAGAGCAGUGCUUUGAGAAGCGGAACCGUGCGAGAGCACGAGGCAUUCCAGGCCACACCGUGGUUGCCUUGAGCUACAGAGGCCGACGUGACGAGCUGUCCAGAAAGGGCAGACUGUGCUGGUUUGGCAGAUGGAGGUACGCCAGGGCCGCUAGGGAAGAUUGA
Symbiodinium sp. CCMP2456 is the source of this 1671-nucleotide messenger RNA. The record is from the annotation of a GenBank genome assembly. Lineage: Eukaryota; Dinophyceae; Suessiales; Symbiodiniaceae.